Camellia sinensis is the source of this 451-nucleotide messenger RNA. Lineage: Eukaryota; Viridiplantae; Streptophyta; Magnoliopsida; Ericales; Theaceae. The record is from RefSeq and is a predicted model, not a curated record.
AGUGUCCCAUCGAGAGACAGCCAUUAGAGCUCAUUGAAACCAAUACCAAAAAAAAUAUUUCUAAAAAAGUGAAUCAAAGAGAGCUCUGAUGGCUUCUAACAAUUUGCUUGUCAUCCUUGCCAUUGUGGCAAUUGUUCUUCCUUCAGUCACCAUGGCUACUGAUUAUUGGGUUGGUGACUCUAGUGGUUGGACCAAUGGCUACGAUUACCAAGCUUGGGCUAAGGAUAAAGUAUUCUAUGUUGGAGACAAACUAGUUUUUAACUAUACUAUGGGAAAUCAUAACGUGUUCAAAGUGAACGCUACCGGCUUCAGCCAAUGCAUUAUCCCACCAUCAAAUGAGGCAUUGACCUCUGGACACGAUAUCAUUCCCCUUAUGGUCCCUGGAAAAAAAUGGUACAUUUGCGGUGUGGGGCAGCACUGUGCUCAGUUUGGCCAAAAACUUAUGUCUUAA